Messenger RNA from Mirounga angustirostris (Northern elephant seal), 3087 nucleotides. RefSeq names its product TDP-glucose 4,6-dehydratase (gene TGDS). Gene Ontology annotation, biological process: nucleotide-sugar metabolic process. Lineage: Eukaryota; Metazoa; Chordata; Mammalia; Carnivora; Phocidae. The record is from RefSeq and is a predicted model, not a curated record. Bases 140 to 1270 code for a protein of 376 amino acids. Gene Ontology annotation, molecular function: dTDP-glucose 4,6-dehydratase activity. The transcript has 12 exons.
GGCCGGGCCCCGGAAGCUGCUGCCGCCUGCCCUACUGACGUGUCGGGGCAGCGAGACGCGUCGCGAAAAGUCGCGGUGGAACUUACCUGCGGUGUACAGAUCUGGCGCUUUACGCUGCCAGGCACUGCUGAGCUGGGAGAUGUCAGCUGCAGUCCGGACGGAGCCCUUGGGUCCUCCCAGCAGCUUUGCGAAGCGGCUCCUGGUGACCGGGGGUGCUGGUUUCAUCGCAUCACAUGUGAUUGUCUCUUUAGUAGAAGAUUAUCCAAACUAUAUGAUCAUAAAUCUAGACAAGCUGGAUUACUGUGCAAGCUUGAAGAAUCUUGAAACCAUUUCUAAUAAACAAAACUACAAAUUUAUACAGGGUGACAUAUGUAAUUCUCACUUCGUGAAACUGCUUUUUGAAACAGAAAAAAUAGAUAUAGUACUACAUUUUGCUGCACAAACACAUGUAGAUCUUUCAUUUGUACGCGCCUUUGAGUUUACGUAUGUUAAUGUCUAUGGCACUCAUGUUUUGGUAAGUGCUGCUCAUGAAGCCAGAGUGGAGAAGUUUAUUUACGUGAGCACAGAUGAAGUAUACGGAGGCAGUCUUGAUAAGGAAUUUGAUGAAUCUUCACCCAAACAACCUACAAAUCCUUAUGCAUCAUCUAAAGCAGCUGCUGAGUGUUUUGUACAGUCAUACUGGGAACGAUAUAAAUUUCCAGCCGUCAUCACGCGAAGCAGUAAUGUUUACGGACCACAUCAGUAUCCAGAAAAGGUUAUUCCAAAAUUUAUAUCUUUACUACAACACAACAGGAAAUGCUGCAUUCAUGGAUCAGGGCUUCAAACAAGAAAUUUCCUUUAUGCGACUGAUGUAGUAGAAGCAUUUCUCACUGUCCUCAAGAAGGGGAAGCCAGGUGAAAUUUACAACAUCGGAACCAAUUUUGAAAUGUCAGUUCUCCAGCUUGCCAAAGAACUAAUACAACUGAUCAAAGAGACCAGUUCAGAGUCCGAAAUGGAAAACUGGGUGGAUUAUGUUAAUGAUAGACCUACCAAUGACAUGAGAUAUCCAAUGAAGUCAGAAAAAAUACAUGGCUUAGGAUGGAGACCCAAAGUGCCUUGGAAAGAAGGAAUAAAGAAAACAAGGAGCCCCAGAGCAAAGACGGCUUGGCAGAGAAGUCUCAAACUGGGCAAAAAUGCCGGAUACCCCGUUGUGCUCAGUCGUUGGCUGGCGGCUGCGCUGAAAGAACUGAGGUGGAUCCUGACGACUCUGCAGACAGGGGCUGUCCGCUAACUGUGCUCGCCGCAGCUGGAUGACAAGCUCCAUCUUGAAGGGAAAUGCAAGUGGUGAGACCUCCAUAGCCCCUGCUGGGCUGUCUGCCAUGGGGAAGGGGUCUUGGGGCUUAUCAGCUCCCUGCACAGACUUCCAACCAAACCACUUGCUUUUCAGCCAGUGCCUUGCCCUCUCCCCCUCCUUCCCCCCCGCUACCGUGCCCACCUUCCAUGGCUCCUGGUACUCUGGGGACCUUUAGUGAGGUCUGCCAGCCCAACCUAGAGGUUCUGAGAAAACUUUCUGCAGAUGACAUUUGCGUUGUGCUGUGUUUUAAAGGAUGAACCACAGUCAGUAGAGGAAACUGAGGAGGAUCCCAGGCAGAAGGGCCAGCCCUGUGGAAACACCAAGCCGUGAACGAUAUUGUGUGUUCCCGGAACAGAGGUCCUCAGCAGUGCUCUCGCACAGAUGUUCUCACAAUGUGUCUCUAGUCCAUGAGCGACAUCAAAAACUGUAAUGCGAUACCACUUAGUACCUUUUAGGAUGGCUAUUAUUUGAAAAAGCAGAAAAUAAUAAAUAAAUAAUAAACAUUAUAAAUAAAUAAAAUAAUAAAUAAAAUAAAUAAUAAACAUAAAUAAAUAAAAUAAUAAAUAAAAUAAAAAUAAAUAAAAAAAACAUUGAUAAGGAUGCGGAGAAACUGGAACCCUGGUGCGUUGCUGGUGGGAAUGUAAAAUGGUGCAGCGACUGUGGAAGACAGGAUGGCAAGUCCUCAAAAAGUUAGACAUUGAAUUACCAGAUGACCCAGCAGUUCCCCUUCUAGGUAUGUGCCUGAAAGAGUGGAAAGGAGGGGUUCAAACAGAUUCUUGCACACCAACACUCAUAGCAUUAUUCACAGUAGUCAGAAGUGGAAACAACCCAAAUGUACAUCUUUAGAUGAGUGGACAAGUAAGGUGUGGUAUACACAAAUGAUGGAAUGGUAGAAUUCCACUUAUACGAGGUACCUACAAAUAGACAAAUUCAUAGACACAAAGUAAAAUAGAGGUUUACAAGGAGCGAGGGGAAGGGGAGAUGGGGGUGAAAUCAUUUAAUGCCUCAAAGUUUCUGUUUGGAGGGUGAAAAAGCUCUGAAAGUGCAUAAUAGUCAUGGCUACCCACCAUUGAAUGCACUUCAUGUCGUUGAAUUGUAUGCUUAAAAGUAGUUAAUGAUGGUAAAUUGUAUGUUGUGUAUAUUUUGCCACAAUAAUAAUUAUUUAAAAAUGUGUCCCCCAGACCAACAGCAUCUCUAGCACUUAUUACAAAUGCCAGUUCCUGGACCCCACCCCAGACUUACAGAAUCUGAAACUCUGGCUGGGGCACCCGCAUGUUUGAGCCCCACUGCUCUCCAACGUGAGAGGGGAAGUGAAGCUAGAGGGGAAAAUAGGGGCCAGGGCCAGGUCCUCGAAGGCCUUGUGUACCCCAAAAAAGUGCUUGGACCUCUUCCUGCCGACAGAGAGCUCACUUGAGAUUUUAAGGAAGAAAUUGACAUUGUUAGAUUUGUGGGACUAAGCUUUUUCCCGAUUUCAAAAGUAAUGUGUGCUCAUUGCAGAAAGCUUGGAAAGCUAAAUCAAUAAAAAAAGAAAAUCACACUUGAUCUACCAUUGGGAGAUAACCCCUGUUAAUAUUUAGAUGUAUAUUCUUCGUUUCUUGGAGCAUAUAUACACAUUAAAAAAACAACAACAAUAUGGGAUCAUAAUGGAGACAUACUGUUUUGGAGUCUGCUUUUUUUUACACUAAGCAAUAUAUCAUGAAUGUUUUUACAUGUUAUGAGAUCUUUUGCCAUUUUUAUUGACUGCAGAAUUACGU